Messenger RNA from Amphimedon queenslandica, 1459 nucleotides. RefSeq lists its product as uncharacterized. The record is from RefSeq and is a predicted model, not a curated record. NCBI's taxonomy places the organism in Eukaryota, Metazoa, Porifera, Demospongiae, Haplosclerida, Niphatidae. The transcript is spliced from 3 exons. The coding region runs from base 86 to 1258 and encodes 390 amino acids.
UGUUCACAUCCAGUCAUUAGUCUACUAUUUGGUUUUAUUUCUCCUCCUCCUCUUAUCAGGAGAUGUUGAACUUAAUCCUGGUCCAAUGAUUGAUGAUCAACCAUCACUUCUCUCAUUUACAAAAUAUCUUAAACCACUUGUUGACUGGAAACCAUUUGCUCUUUUUCUUCCUGGAAUAACACAAUCUGAUGUCAAGAUAAUUGAUAAAGCAAAGGGAAACAGUAUAGAAGCUUUAUAUAAGAGUUGGCUGCAAGCUAAUCCUCAUGGAUCAUGGAGAGAUGUUAUUACUGCUUUGAAGGAAUGUGAUGAGAUGGAGCUAGUUAAUAAUAUUGAAAGAAAAGUAACAGAUCCCACUAAAGGUAAAACUCCUAGUGCUAUAUUCAGGGCUCAUUCUGUUGAACUUACAGAUAGUAUUUCUACUAGCAUUUUGAGAACAUCAAAUGCGUUGCAUGCUGAAGGACUGAUAUCACUGGAAACUAAAGAAGAUAUGGAUGUAACGGGAGUUGCUAAUUAUAGAAAAGCGACUACGCUUAUCAAUAGCAUUGACAGACAGCUACGUGCCUCUCUUGAUCCAAAGGAGUAUCUCAUUGAUAUAUGUCAUGUAUUAAUAAACCAAAAAUAUCGUACACUAACAGAUAUUGCUACCUCUAUAUUACACGAAUUAGUACCAGAUAAUUCAGCAAACAGAGUUGGGUAUGUAUCUAAUGCAAUAACUGGAGAGGAGGUCAAACCUGGUGAUCAUAUUCUUUCUCAAAGAUGGUUCCACACUCAUCACGGUAUCUAUAUUGGUGAGCCUGAUUGUGAAGUGAUUCAUUUUAGUGGAGAUGAAACUGGAUCAUUAGAAUUUAAAAGGUCAAGCCCACAUUGUCAAAUAAGGAAAACUACUCUGGAUAAAUUCCGUGAUGGUAAUAGACUCUGUCUGGUCGCAUACAACUGCAGUGUAGGAUCAAAAAUCUCUUCCAUAUUACAUAGUGCCUACUGUCACACAGAGAAGGCAAUGCCUCUUUCUGAAACCAUUGAAUUGGCUAAAUAUUUUCUUAAUCAUCCAAAAGAGUUUGGUGAAUAUGAUAUUGCUAAUAACAACAGUGAAACAUUCGCCUGCUUCUGUAAAACAAGUUUGAUGAAUGUUGCAGCACAACUUCAACCAACUAGAUGGAUACCUCUACCAGCAGGAAGUUCAGUAGUGAAUUCACAAUGUGAUACAUAUGUAGAAGCUUUGGAAAAGUAUCACAGAAUACGAUGCCAAAACACAACCUAGAAGGCUUAGACUUAGCUAUAGUGAUUUAAAAUAUUUUUAUAGUUAGAGUUUUUAGCAGUUGCCUAAGUUAUGCUGAAACAUUAUUCAUACUUGUAUGCUGUUUAGAAUAGCAAGUCAGUAACCAAAAACAGUUAUAUUUAUACAACAAUAUUAUUAGUUUUUAGUUGAUUUUUGGUAAUAGUACUAAUAUUAUGCAAAACU